AUGCCUCGUGUUUCAGAUCCAUUUGAAGAUAGUGAACCAUCAACAGAUGAUGACGAAGAAAAAAUUACAAAUCGACGUAAUUGGCGUAGAUAUGGAUGGAGAAUUUAUCAAUUAGAUAAUCCAUGUUCGAUACUAUUCUUGUCCGAUAAUAAUCAAUUAGUUGUGCUUAAUGAAGGUGUAAUUAAAUUUCUGACCAUCGAACUUGAAGAUAAUCGGCCAUUUGUUCAAGGACCAUCAAAAAAUAUUUUUUGUUAUGAUUUUGAUGUAUUUAAUAAUGGUGGGAAAAGACUAAGUGUUCAACCAUGGUCGAUUGCAUUAACUUCAACAGUCGGAGUUUUUGUCUUCAGCUUAUUAGACAAUUCUCAGCUUUACACAUUGGAUACACGAAAUCAAAAUACAAUAAUUCAAACAUUGACUACGACAGUCAUACACAAUUGUCCAUGUCUUCUUUUCCAUCCACAAUCAAAUAAAAUUUUUGUUUAUGACUCAACACAAAUCUUGGCUAUGUCACCUGAUGAUGGAACGACGGUGAACGUGGAUUUACCAUUUAUUGAACGAGGAAAAAUAAUUUCGACUAUGGCUAUUGAUAAGAUAGGACAUAUUUAUAUCUUAUCUGACUCAACAAUUUUCAAAUGUACAUGGCAAUCACAACUACAUCUUGUUGAAUGUCUAGGGAAAAUAGACGUUUCAAUAAGUGAUACUCAAAUGAUUGUUACAGAUCAAGGAAAUCAAUUCUAUUUUCCAGAUAUGGGCAAGGGUUGCUUAUAUCGAUGCAGAAAAAUCAAUGGAUAA
This is a messenger RNA of Rotaria sordida, 792 nucleotides long. NCBI's taxonomy places the organism in Eukaryota, Metazoa, Rotifera, Eurotatoria, Philodinida, Philodinidae. The record is from the annotation of a GenBank genome assembly.